CAACUCGGGCGAGGCAGAGGUACAGGGACAGACGUUAAACUGAAGUUAGGUUUUGUAAAGAAGAUUGUAUUGCUGCAGACAAAAGCCAUAAAUCGCUGCUUUUCACACAUGGUCUUAAUUCAAAUUGGAAUCCUCUGCUAAUGGCAAAGAGGUGUAAAUUCGUCGCGGGAGCGAAGCGAAUACAGCAAAAAAAGUGGUGGAGAAGGACAGGAAGGAAGGGAGAGAGACGGGAACCGAUGAGAUUACAUACUCAACCCAGGAUACACGCCGAGAGUUACUGUACAACUGUGUCGGGUAAACACUGGUGUUAUUAAGAUAUUGAAUCAAAAAUCAACGUCGUUUGCUGGUUUGACUCGGAACAGAUGGUACUGCGCAUUAGAAGAAUGUUGCAGAAAGAUUCACUGAAAUACUAGACUGCCCCCACCCCCCUCAUUUUAAACCAUUAGAGGUAAAGAGGGGCACGGGAGGUGGGGUGGGGGUUAAUAUUAGGACUAGGCUCCUCAGACACUACGCUGUGACGUUCCCCACUCUUUUCAUAUGGUCAGGCUCGCUAUCAGCUGUAGAUUAUUAACAAGGAGAAAGUUUUCUGAACUCAAUAGCGCAGACGUUUUCUUGCAGAGGAAGUUUGGGGCGCGAUUCAACAAGUCUCAUCUGGGGUCUGAGCUAAGGAGCUGCGGAGAAGAGCGGAGAUAACAAGGUUUAAAAAAGCCGCUGUCGAGAGAAUGAUAAAUGUCUGUAGAUUGGAGAACACGCAGGAACACCAAGGAGAGUGAGCACAAAAGUUCUGGCGAACUUUUAAACCGACAGACACGGCUAAUUUAGAUCCUUCAGAGUUUCGCAAAAUUAGCAGAAACUAAUGCUAACAUGUUUUCGCAGGGGGCAGCAAUUGGAUAUUUCAAAACACUUUCUCAAAGUGCGGCAUAAGUGAAGUAACAGGGAUUAUUUUUUGCUUGUGACAUAAUUGACUCUCCGGGAUUUGUAUACGAUUUUUUUUUAUUUCGUAUACGAAGAUUAAUAUCUGAAAAAGAUCAAUGAAACUGCUCUGGACUUCUUUUAAACAUCUGUGAACUACAACACUUACAUUUCUUUUUGGUUUGCUAACUCGUGGGGAAAGUGUUUUAUGACAUAUAUGUAUAUUUUAAGUUCAGGAGAAAACGCCACUAACUGAUCCGAUAGAAAAAAAAGUCGAAGGUAAACAGAACAGUUCUGAAAGAGAUGCAGAAUUACAAAUACGGUCCGACUGCAUCUGGAGUCCUGCCGCGGGACGCAGAACUUCACGCCCGGCUGGGAGAUCUUGGGGAGUCCGGGAGUCCGAGGGAAAAUGGAUCGGGCAGGAGUCACACUGACUGCUCAAGCCAUGCACAGCAGAAGAGGAGGAAAAUGCUGGUGUGCUUGGACGUGCUGUGUCUUUUCGUAGCCUCAAUCCCUUUUUUAGCCUGUGAGCUGAAGACUGUGGAGCCAUACAAGCGUGGCUUUUUCUGCAAGGAUGAGAGCAUUGCCUACCCUUAUCUGGAUACAGAGUCCAUCCCUGAUGGACUUCUCAUCUCUGGGGGCAUUAUCAUCACUGGCCUGAGUAUCGCUCUGGGUGAGUGUUACCGGGUCCGAUACCUCAACGUGAAGUCACGGGCCUUCAUCACCAACCUGUACGUGUCUACGCUGUACAAGGAGAUUGGCAGCUUCCUGUUUGGAUGCUGUGUGGGUCAGUCCCUCACCAACAUGGCCAAGCUCAGCGUGGGGCGCCUGCGGCCCAACUUCCUAUCGGUGUGCGGCCUGAACUACAGCAAUCUGAACUGCACAGAGGGCAGCUAUAUUGUUAAUUUUGAGUGCCCAUCCAUUAAAAAUAAUGAGGAAUACGCAAAGCUGGUGACAGAAGCCAGGAAGUCCUUCUACUCUGGACACGCCUCCUUCGCUAUGUACACCAUGCUUUACCUGGCGUUUUAUCUGCAGGCCCGGUUCACCUGGCAUGGAGCCCGCCUCCUGCGCCCCCUCAUGCAGUUCCUGCUGGUGCUCCUGGCAGUGUACACAGGGCUGACACGGGUGUCCGACUACAAACAUCACCCUUCCGACGUGCUGACUGGCUUCCUGCAGGGGGCGCUGGUGGCAUACUGGGUGGCCUUUUAUAUCUCUACCAUGUUCAAGCCUCCAAGCCAGGAAACGACUGAGAACGUCAACUCACUGGACAGUCCAGUGUCCAGCCAACAGACUGUAUGUUAGCCCUGUGGAGAGACAGAAGGAGAGAUGGAGAAAGAGGAAGAGGAGAGUGAGCGCCAUAACCACACAACAGACUUGUAUGUUAGCACUGUAGAUAGAGGGAGACAGAGUAAGCCCUAGAACCUACUGAGCAUGUGAGCCCGACUUGGAGAGGGAGGAGAGGAGAGGGGGAGGCAAGACAAAUGAGGGAACAAGAGACUAAAGAGGGGGAGGAAGGAGGAGGAGGCCUUGCAUCUAUCUAGUGGACAUGACUUAGCAGCUGGGAGAAGAAAGAGAGGAGAGAAGAGAGUCCGUCCAUCUCGCUGUGAAAGGGGGGAGAAGAGAAAGUGAUGGAGUGUGCGGAGGCGAGGGGGUAAUGUUAUCUCCCACACUGGGAGAAAAAGGGGCAGGCUGGCCACUCUUCUGCUCCAGAGAUAAAGAGUGCUACCUGUUGCCUGAUUGCUCAGAGGCAAUGGUCCUGUUCACAAAGCAAGAGGACACUGUGCUGCCUUUGUAGCAGCUUCUUACUGUUUUCUGCAAAGGAAAGGGGGUGUCGGUAUCCAGUGGCCUCUCAAACAAACAGUGCUGACAGGGUGAUGUUACUUUGGGCUCCAGCCAUGCUGUGAGCUUGUCAUUUUGACUUUUAUGUUGAAAGACAGUCAGAAGUGCUCACUUUUUUCUCCAUCCAAUCGAGUAGUAUCCGAUAAGAGUGUGCUUUUUGAUGUUCAGAAAUCAGCAGACCAAUGGAAUACCAUUUGACAGACAAACUCCCCAAAGAUGCCACUCAAUGUCAGCCUGUUGGACUAGCAGCCUGUAGUGCAUUUGAUGAUGUUUAUCUGCCUGUGAGGAAACAAGUGAGACAUUCCGUGUUUCCAAGCCAAUUUACCCAACAUAAAUUAGGGAGGGGCAAAUGAACUUAACUGAGCUAUUUAUUUGAAAAAGAAGAAGUCAAAUCAUCUUCCUUUUGAAAUGUUAAUCAGUUGCUAAUUUUAGAGCACGAUUCCCUGUAGCUGCCUGCCUCUGUAAUAAAACCUCUCUGCUUGUGGUAUAUGGCUGAGGUACCACAGGCACUGAAGUGCCUUCCUCAUAAAUUUUAAAUGUAUAUUUAAAAUGUAGAUGUAGAUUUUCAAAAUAGCUUUCCUUAUCCCACCUGUGCUUAGCUUUGUGAACACGACCAAGGGCUUUUUUAAUGAACUGAGUUCUAAAGCACUUUUAUCCAAUGAAUGAAAAGAUUCAAAACAAUGACCAACUGACUCUGCAAGCCUACUGAGCAUGAACUCUGGAGCCAAGGUGUGGAACGCCUGUCCUGAAAGUGACGUUGUAAACUUCAAAACUUCAUACAAAUAUAUAAAUUUAUAUAUAAAUAUAUGUUCUAUUUUUUACAAAAGGGUCUUCUAGCUCACGCUGCUAACUAUUAUUUUUUUAAAUAAUCCUAUUGUUUUGUAAAUAAACUGAGUAAAUCAGUACAUGAUAAACAAUAUUAAAUAAUAAUAACCACAAACCUCUCCUAAAUAGUUAGGAACUUUUUAAUUCUAUAUUUAAAAAAAAUAAAAUUAGACUACCUACUCCAGAUAAAUUUCAACCCAGGGCUAUUCUUCAUCUGAAGUGCUAAAUAAAAACCUGCCCUUUUCCAAUAUUACAAGACCAUGAAAAUGUGUUUCUCAGAUACAGACAUAUAUAAUGUACAUGCAGCUCAAAGGUCUUUGAGAAGAAGCUGUUCAGAAUAGAAAAGAUUGUUAGAUAUCAUCAUCAUAACAUUUUAAGCCUUACAUGUUUUUACUUUGCUGCAGGGACAUGCAACAGCAGUGUUUUCUGAAAUGGGACACUGUGGCCUCUGACCCCAAUUUGCUUGCUCACUGAUCUAUUAAGCAAGGGCAGACAGCGCUUGAUCAGCACAGGCACUUAUCUCCACUCUAUAAUUCUGCUUUCCAGUGGUCUUUCCACUGUCUGUUGCUUGCAUGCACAAGCCCACCAGAACAGUAUUAAGUGUUUGUUGCUGAUUGGAAAUUAUGUUACAAUAGCCUGCAGAUCCCCACCCCAACUUCUCUUUGUGCAAGGUCUGAAGGGGGCACUCCCAGUCCAAGUCCUUGUCUUUGGACAUUUUUUUGACACUCAGCCUUCCUUGUGUUAUACUGCCUAGAGAACUGCUGCAUUGUUAUAUGCUGUUGGUGAUGCUUUUGUUGUACUGCUUGUGUUGUAAUGAUGAUACUCUUUUCACAGGACAUUGUUUUGGGAAUAUGGAAUUAAGUUUGGAACUAGAGGCUGUGUAUGUUAUCAAAGGGUGGGACUUCCUAUUGGCUUGACUAGUUAAGGGGCUUGCUUACAGUGCAAAUUGACCCUUAUAACUCAGAUGUCACAUUUUCUAGCUGUGACCACACAAUGGCCUGGACACUGCAAGAGCUGACUGGUCUGCACACCUCAACUCCUGGCACCUGCUGGAUUAGAGUUGUUAGAGUUAGAUUUGUGGGGAAAAAAAGAUUUUAUUUGUCAUUUGCAAGGAGUAAUCGUUUUUGCAUUUUGUGCCCACCUCAUACAGAUACAGUAAUUGUGAGCCGGCUCAGUUUACUGGUACAUCUUCUGUGCUGCAGGGGGGAGUAGGAACCUGUGCAAACCCUCUUCUGAAACAUCUCAAGCUCCAUAGUGCCUUAUAGGAGAGUCAGCACUGCAUCUCCCAUUGGGGUCAGUGCGUGUUACCCUAACUACCCCAUACUGCAGGAGCACUCUACCAUGACAAAGCCUUCAGGUUUAUUGAAGUCCCCUUGAAUAGACUGUUGUUUCAUAUAGCAUUUUUGUAAAAAAAAAGAUGAGGCAAUCUUGGACUGUGAUCUUCUAAUCUGUCACUGAUAUUUAAACAUGCACACAUUGGUUUAUAUAUGUUGUGCUUUUCAUAGUUUAUACACAAACAUAAAUUACCCCUUGGGCAGUGUAUUGGAAUCAAUCCUGCAUUCUCCACUUUCAGACGCCAAUAAUAGACCACUAUUGCAAAUCUCCUCAGUGUGGAGACUGCUUUUCAGAAUCACACAUUCAAUCCAAGGAUGUAGAUUGGGGGGGGUUAGUUACUUUUAAAGAAAAAUGCAUUUCUUUGAUAUACAAACUGUGUUUCUUUCUUGCACAGGGCUCUUGUAUUUAUAUUUUCUCAAAGUGCAUAAUGUCUAAAACUCCAUUAACGUUCAUUCAGUGAUGGAAAGAUCUUGCCAAGGGGCUUUUAAUGUGAAUGUUACAAGACCUUUUCCGGGUUAGUUUAGCUUCCUGAGUGACUACAAAAGCCAAAGCAAUCCUUGCCAGGGCUGGAGAGUGAAUGCAAUUACCUAGACUGUGUUUUGUCUCUAAGUGAGCAUCACAGCAUGAUUUUCGGGGAAAAUUCCAGCCCUUGUUCCUACCUGGAUAGAGGGCAGAGAUAGAGGCAGAAACCCAGGUCAGAUCCAACUUGGAACUUUCCUCAAACUCACAAUG
Messenger RNA from Lepisosteus oculatus (spotted gar), 5643 nucleotides. It is a transcript of the gene ppap2d, whose product is annotated as phosphatidic acid phosphatase type 2D. The record is from RefSeq and is a predicted model, not a curated record. Gene Ontology annotation, molecular function: phosphatidate phosphatase activity. Gene Ontology annotation, cellular component: plasma membrane. Lineage: Eukaryota; Metazoa; Chordata; Actinopteri; Semionotiformes; Lepisosteidae. Gene Ontology annotation, biological process: phospholipid dephosphorylation; signal transduction; phospholipid metabolic process.